Molecule: messenger RNA, 833 nt
Organism: Sipha flava (yellow sugarcane aphid)
Lineage: Eukaryota; Metazoa; Arthropoda; Insecta; Hemiptera; Aphididae
Gene: IFT20
Exons: 4
Coding region: 366-764 (132 amino acids)
Biological process (GO): intraciliary transport; protein localization to cilium; centrosome localization
Cellular component (GO): intraciliary transport particle B; cilium; Golgi apparatus
Source: RefSeq, a predicted model, not a curated record
CGCGCUCGUGUCGAAAACGAGAAAAAUAAAAAAUUAAUCGAUAUCCGUUUCGAAAAACCGUCUACUAUCGAUAGUAUAUACGUGCGCGGGUGAAGUGGGCAUGAUUCGAAAUCAGAAAAGAAAAAAUUAAAAUUCUACACGCAGAACGCAAACCAAUACGUUAAUAUUUUCACCACCACCCACUCGAACAUAAAAAACAUUGUUGACUCUUCAAUUAAUCAUUACUGACCAUCGGUUAAUAAAUUGUAUACCUUAUGUUGAUGGUUUUCUUCCCUUUGAACUCGUCGUCGUUGUUCUCUUAACACGCCGUCUUGCUUUCUGAGCGAGUGACAACGAAAAAUUGAGAAUAGACAUCGCAUGUGAAAAUGGCUGACAGCGUACCAGUGUCAGAUGUUGUGUGUAUUGAUGACAUGGGCAAAGCCAGAGUCAUGGAACCUGUUUUGGCUGAUAAAGUGUCCAGCUUAAAGGAUCAAAGCGCUGAUUUUUUGAACGACAUAGAGCUCUAUCGUGAUGCAGUAGACAGCUUAAUUGGCGUAAUGGAAAAUUUAGCCAAACAGGUAGAUCAGGAAAAACGCAAUGCAAUAAUCGUAUCUAAUAAAUUAGCAUCAUUAUCCAGCAAGACUGAAGAAAAAAUAGCUAUGUUACAAUCACAAAUAGAACAAAAAACCCUGGAGCUGGAACGCUGCAAGAUUGAGCACAGAACACUGCAAAAAAUUGAAUCUGAACAAGCUGAUUUAAUAAACUGCUUAUCGUUUCAAAAUUAAGGACCAUUUUAAAAUAGCACACCAUUAAAUAUUAACAGUACAAGUAACGAAAUGCAGAUGAAAGUAAAU